Molecule: messenger RNA, 738 nt
Organism: Apiotrichum porosum
Lineage: Eukaryota; Fungi; Basidiomycota; Tremellomycetes; Trichosporonales; Trichosporonaceae
Exons: 2
Coding region: 1-738 (245 amino acids)
Source: RefSeq, a predicted model, not a curated record
AUGGCCCUCACUAUCUUCCGCUUGGAGACUCUCCCAGUUCCUCUUGAAAUCGCUUUGGGACUUCUCCCACCGAUGGAUCCCGAGCUGUUGGGUCUGGCACUGCAGGCAGUUGUUCGCGAAAAGCGCCCCACCCCAACCUUGGUUCGCGAUGCGAUUAUUGGGUGCCUGCAGGCAGGCGACGAGCCGACUGAAAAGGAGACGUGGCAUUGGGAGUUGUGGGCUGCUCUCCUGGAUGCGUAUGUUGCCUCGAGCACCUACAAAGACGCUCUCGAGACCCUCAUGGAGUUUGUCCAGAUCGUCAAAACAACCAAGGCCGAGGCUCUCGAGAACGACCAGUGCUGGCCAGACGAGCGACAGGGUCUUAUCACCAGCAUGUACACCAAACUGGUCAAAUUCUGGAUCAGCUGUUCUACCACUGUCCCGAGCAACCUACCUGAAGGAGCAAAGGUGCCACCCCGAAUUCGCCGCGAGGGCAGCAUUGUCCCCACCCAUCUCUUCAUGGAUCUUGUCCUGGUUCUGUCCCCGGGACGGAGUGACGACGGGCUCAGCAAGGUUCAGCUCUCACGCGACUUCCUCGUUCAUUACAUCAACGCGGAGCGAAUUGCCGGCAACGUCGAUACUGCGAUGAGAGGGUGGGAGAAGCUUUCGGGACAGACUUACGAGGAAACCCUCGCUGGUCAGCAACCUCCGUCUGAGCUUGAUGACAAGUCAUGGUUUACCGUACCCUGGCGACUGUAG